CUAUCAUAAAAAGCGACUAACGGAAUCUAUUAAAGUUAAUAAAUCAACGAGAAACUAUCAGUCCACCUGUUGUUCUCGCGCCUUCUGUGACGAAUCGAUUCCCAUGGGAAAACGUAUUUUUUCGCUCAUUUUAGUGCUCAAUUUCGGCCAUAGCUUCAAGAUCUUCGAUGUUGUGCCACCCAAUCUUUUCAACUUUCCUCAACAGCUACAAGAAAACACCUCAAACGCUUUCUUGGGAACUCUUUUCAACUCCUCUCUCUCGAACGUACUUCAAGUAGCAGACAGGUUUAAAUUCUGCAACGCUGAUCUUGGAGAAUUGAGGUUUCUGCUGUAUACAGCCAAUCAGAGCGAUCCUCGAGAUGUCAACCUGAAAAUGAUGAAGAUGGACAUGGAUUCACCCACGAAAAUUUUGAUUCACGGUUGGUUUGGAACAGGAAAUAAUGAGUUUAUCAAGAAGCUGGCCAAUCAAUAUCAUAAGAAAGGGAAGUACAAUGUGAUAGGCUUAGACUGGUCGAAACAUUCGAAGAAGGAUUAUAUAAGAUCUUCUUGUACCACCAGAGACAUCGGUAAGGCUAUUAGUAAAUUCGUUUUGGAAAUGCUAGAAGGUGACGUCACUAAACUUGUCAACAUUCACCUUAUCGGGCAUUCUCUAGGUGCUCAAGUUGCAGCUUUCGCUGGAAAAGACAUGCUGGAUAAAACUGGACGAAAAAUAGGAAGAAUUACUGGUUUGGAUGCUGCAGCUCCUCUUUUUGAGUUCCCGUUGAAGGCUCCCGAACAUCUGAGGCUGCAUUCCGAAGAUGCAGAGGUUGUGGAUGGAAUACACACCAAUAUGGGAUUUUUUGGUUUUGCUUCAGCGUAUGGAACAGCUGAUUUUUUUGUGGAUAACGGCAGUCCUGUACAGCCAGGGUGCAAUAGGGAGAACUUCUUUGAAGAUCUGGUGUGCAGCCAUGGGCGUGCGGUCGAUCUGUAUCAGGAGUCCAUCAUCUCCAGGAAAUUGGUGGGAUUGGAGUGCCCAAAUCCGUUCGUCUACCGCAUAGGAUUAUGUUCGAGGGGCAAGAGGGCCGUGAUGGGAGAGGAGAGUCCCAGGAACGUCAGGGGCAGUUAUUUCUUGGAAACGUUCGACAGAGCCCCGUUCGGCAAGGGUUGAUGCGAUUAGACUGUGAAAAUGAGGACUGGGAUGCUGUUUGGAUUCCGUGAGAUUACGUGAGAUUUGUACGGAACGUUAUAGUCGGGAAUUACAGCCCGGUUCUUUAUUAGUGGGUUCUGUAAGCCUCCCGAAAUGACCGACGUUUUCUAUUCAUUUAUUUGGUUUACUGUUGUAGAAGAUAGUUUUGUGGAUUUAUGUUUCUGUGACUGGCACAAUAGGGAGUUCUUUGCAAUUUAGUUUUUAUUACGAAUUGAAAUUUUAACUUUAUUGUUUUGAAUGUAAUGAAUUUUAAACAUCAAUUACUUAAAUAUGACGCCUCCUAGAUAUUGCAGUGUUUCAUUUCCUGACGAAAACAUUCAACAGUCUAAAUCUGCCACUUUUGAACAUAAUUAUCUUACAAUGAUAACAAAAUUGUAUAUGCUAAAUAAUAAUUAAAUAAUUACUCAAAGAAAACC
Messenger RNA from Harmonia axyridis, 1602 nucleotides. Its product is annotated as pancreatic triacylglycerol lipase-like. Gene Ontology annotation, molecular function: lipase activity. Bases 104 to 1147 code for a protein of 347 amino acids. The record is from RefSeq and is a predicted model, not a curated record. Lineage: Eukaryota; Metazoa; Arthropoda; Insecta; Coleoptera; Coccinellidae. The transcript is spliced from 5 exons.